This is a messenger RNA of Aspergillus neoniger CBS 115656, 2381 nucleotides long. Its product is annotated as tRNA (guanine26-N2)-dimethyltransferase. The record is from RefSeq and is a predicted model, not a curated record. NCBI's taxonomy places the organism in Eukaryota, Fungi, Ascomycota, Eurotiomycetes, Eurotiales, Aspergillaceae. The transcript has a single exon. Gene Ontology annotation, molecular function: RNA binding. Gene Ontology annotation, cellular component: nucleus. Bases 225 to 2297 code for a protein of 690 amino acids. Gene Ontology annotation, biological process: tRNA N2-guanine methylation.
GAAGGACUUGCUGUUCAUCUAUUGCCUAGCCCAUAGCCAAGUCACCACCAGGUCGAUUUUCAAAGUCCGGGUCCAUGCGCCCACACCUUGGUAUUCUUUAUCGUGCCCUCUCAACUCACUUCAGACUCCGCAGCGAUCGCGCAAUUGCCCGCUGCACCGCCCUAGGAUUCCACCAACGCCCGCCACUCCGCCGAGUCUACUCUACCCGCUCAUCGGCUGCGGAGAUGGCUGAACAAUUGAUACAGUAUGACGGCACUGAGUACAGAGCAGUGAAGGAAGGAUUGGCGUACAUUCUGAACCCCCCGGCUCAGGCUCCCGGUACGAAAAGGGAUCGCAAAGCUGACGAGCAAUCGCAAUCAGUCUUCUACAACCCUAUCCAACAGUUCAACCGGGACCUUAGUGUCCUUGCCAUUCGCGCAUAUGGGGAGCAUUUGCUGGCCCUGAAGAAACAGAAGGCCGAGAAGAGGAAGCAAAAGGCUGCGGCGAACGACUCAGCUAAGGGCAAGAAGCGCAAGAGAGAAGAGGUCGAUGUCAAGGAACAAACGCAGGAUCAGAAUCAAGGCCAAGGGAAUCCGACUGCAGCACAGCAGGCAGAGCAGGACACGGCGCCGUCUUUUACGAUUUUAGACGCCCUCUCGGCUACGGGUCUGCGUGCCCUGCGAUAUGCUUCGGAGAUACCUUUCACCUCUUGCGUCGUAGCAAACGACCUGUCACCCUCGGCAAUUGAAUCCAUGAAGACGAACAUUAAAUACAAUAGUCUCGGCGAAAAGAUCCGUCCUAACACCGGGGAUGCGCGCGCUUACAUGUACAGUCUCUUAAACCAACAAGCCAACACCCCAACUGUCGAGAGCCACCUAGGAAAAUUUGACGUGAUUGAUCUGGACCCUUACGGCUCUGCUGCACCUUUCAUGGACGCUGCGGUCCAGGCAGUCAAGGAUGGCGGCCUUCUUUGUGUGACCUGUACCGAUGCAGGUGUCUGGGCCUCGUACGGGUAUCCCGAGAAGUCGUUCGCCCUAUAUGGCGGAAUUCCAGUGAAAGGACCGCAUUGCCACGAAGGUGGCCUGCGUCUCAUUCUGCACGGGCUUGCAGCCUCCGCUGCGAAAUAUGGUCUCGCGAUUGAGCCGCUUCUGUCCCUAUCGAUCGAUUUUUAUGCCCGAGUGUUCGUCCGUGUCCAUCGCUCCCCAGCUGAAGUCAAGUAUAUCUCUGGAAACAUGAUGAUGGUCUACAACUGCGAUGCUGGCUGUGGCGCUUGGUCGACUCAGCCCAUAACCCAGACGAAACAGAAGUUGGACAAGAAAGGAAAUCCGUUCUACCACUUCGGCUUCGCUCAGGGUCCGGUAGCAGAUAGUCGUUGUGGCCAUUGUGGCUCUAGGACUCACCUCAGCGGUCCUAUGUGGGCUGGUCCUCUUCAUAAUGCUCACUUCAUCCGCAGGAUCCUUGAUAUGCUUCCCCAGGCAGAUAGGGACGUGUAUCACACCAUUGACCGGAUCGAGGGGAUGUUGACUACAGCAAUGGAAGAAGAUCUGAAUCUAGAAAUUCCUAGUGACGAAGCCAAUCAGACACCUACUGGCACAGUCGGUGGGGAUAUCCCCGUGAACGAGUAUUCUGCAAUUAUCCCACGGCUCGACCCCGCCGCCCGGGAAGAAUACCCCUUCUACUUCAGUCUCAGCGCCUUAUCCAAAGUCUUGCAUACAUCCACGAUUUCCAUUGAUGCCAUGCGGGGGGCUAUUCGACACCUAGGCUACCGGUCAACCCGUAGCCACGCCAGACCGAACACAAUUCGUACCGAUGCUCCUUGGGAGGUGAUCUGGGAGAUAAUGAGGGAAUGGGUGAGGCAGAAGUCUCCCAUCAGAGAAGGCGCCCUCAAGCCCGGUAGUCCCGGCGCUGUCAUUAUGUCCAAGAGCCGGGAGAAUGUCCAAGGCUGUGAGAGGGAAGACCCGUCUCUGGCACUUCUCAAGACCGAGCUUCAGGCAGUCACAGAAGAGGCAAAGGAUGUCAAAGAUAUGGUUACCAAGAUUGAAGCUGCCUUGUAUCGCUCCGGUGCCCGUCAAGCGUUUGGAAGGAAGAGAAGGGAAUCUGAUCCCCAGCGUGAACAGCCGGGAACAACGCAGAAGGGCCCCCAGGACACAAAGGCUCCCCGUAGUCCCAAUGGUACAGGCAGACCGCACCCUAGCACGCUGGAGGUUGUAUUCGAUGAAGCAUUGGGCAGGGAGACGACCAAGAAGCGACUGGUGCGGUAUCAGAUAAAUCCUCGUGAGAACUGGGGUCCUCUGAGCCGAGCAUCCGGAGGCAAGUAGAACAUUGAAUUGCGCAUUUAUCUAGUGUAGUUGUAGAUAGCUAUCAUCCACCAUAACUGCACUUCAAUUGUCAUUGCAUUACUU